UAGUAAUGGCGGAUGGAAGGAACUUUAGAUCUUUUUAUUAUGACACUCUUGGUCUAAAAAAUGUAGAACAGAAAAAGGCCCUGGAAAUAUUAUUAAACUCUGAGGAAAUUGAUGUCAGUCGUGUUGCAACAUUCAGUAGCAAAUUUAGUCUUCCUGCAGUCUACAGGUCACAUGUCUGGAAGAUACUUUUAGGUAUCACUCCUCCAUUCCAACAAGCACACAGUUAUGUUAGCCAACAGAGAAUAGAACAGUAUCAAGACCUUUACCAUGCCUUGGUCACCAUCAAACAGAUUGACACAGAUGAUCAAGAAAAUCAUGCCGAACUUGUUACCAAACUGUUCAUGAUGCAAGAAGGUUUAUUUAGACUUAUUAAUAUUCCUAAGAGUCAACAAAGAAAACUAGACAUUCUGCACACUGUUGUCAAUGUGUUUGUUGAUAUGUUUGAAGACCCAGUUGAUUUGUAUUGGUUAUCAGUAAAGUUUGUGGAAAUACAAGAAAAUUUUAUAAGUCACUGGGAGAAACUAGUAAAAAUGAUUCAAAAUUGUGUACAAGCAGAAGAUAAUACAUUAUGGGAGCACAUUAACUCUUUCAAUGGAUUUGAACAUUUACCCUAUCAAAGCCUUGUCCAGUGGAAAGCUGCAUAA
Messenger RNA from Actinia tenebrosa (Australian red waratah sea anemone), 644 nucleotides. RefSeq names its product TBC1 domain family member 7. Gene Ontology annotation, molecular function: GTPase activator activity. The record is from RefSeq and is a predicted model, not a curated record. NCBI's taxonomy places the organism in Eukaryota, Metazoa, Cnidaria, Anthozoa, Actiniaria, Actiniidae. Gene Ontology annotation, biological process: negative regulation of TOR signaling; activation of GTPase activity.